Durusdinium trenchii is the source of this 5013-nucleotide messenger RNA. NCBI's taxonomy places the organism in Eukaryota, Dinophyceae, Suessiales, Symbiodiniaceae. The record is from the annotation of a GenBank genome assembly.
AUGGACUUCAACUUGGAUAGUGGCGAUGUCGCGGAGGUGGAGACGGCCGUGGAGAGCACCCUGGUGCCUUGGAGAGCACCCUCCGAACUUCACGAGACUGCGAACUGGUUUGGAGCCUUCAGCCACUUCGUUCGUUCAGAGGCCGCCUCCUCGCUGAGCUCGGCUCGACGCCUGGAAGACCGGCGCUUGCAGGCCCGAGCAUGGGCGGUGAGCUUUGACGUCUUCGUCUAUGAGCAGCAGCUGGACAACGUCACGGCCACGGUGACGGAUCUGCGCACCGCGGCCGCGGAGGCGCGCUUCGCCGAGUGGCUCCAGCGGGAGCUCAAUGGCCUUGGCAUUGGUGCUGGCUUCUCCCUCUUCCGGUUCCGCGAGCUGGUCGACCCCUAUGAGGUGUCGAUCUCACUCAUCUCCAGCACCACGACCUUCACCACCUCAUCCACCACCACGGUCACCACGUCCAGCUCCACCACUUCGAGCAGCUCCACCAGCAGCUCCACCAGCACCACGCUCUUUCCGCUGCUGUUGGAGUCCGCGGAGUUGACGCAGGGAUACUCCACGCUCCUGCUCACCUUCAACGAGCGGGCGAUGCUCACGAGCUACGCGCGGCGGCUGCAGGCGGGAGAGCAGGUGCUCCCGCCGGCGGAGGUGAACUGUGGCGAGGUCUUCACGGCGGCCACGCUGGCCUUGCUGGGCCUGGAACCGACCUGCCGCUGGGUGGCCGAUGGGCGGAAUCUGGAAGUGAAGCUGGGCACCAGCCCCACCUUGACCUUCAGUGACACGGUGGAGACCAUCGACGGAGCGCUCACCACGAACGCCUUCGUGGUGGUGCGCCCGGUGGCGCCGACCCCCUCGCUCCGCGCGGCCGUCUUCAGCAACGACCCACCAGCGCAGCCCCAAGCGGCCCUGUUGGUGUCGCCCUUGUCGGUGCAGGCGUGUUCGGAGAUCUCGGCCUCGGCGGCGACGUCCGCGGGCGCCGCUGCGCGGCCCUUCGUGAGCCGCUGGGCGCUGGGCGCCGGCACCACGGCGGAGCUGGCCACCGAGCUGCAGGCCAAGGUGAACUCUGGCAGUGAGCUUUCGCUGCAGAUCUCACAGCUGGAGCUCUUCACAGCGGUGGAGGCUGUGAAGCAACGGAUGGGGAACAACUUCUACACCACGCCCAUCCAGCUCGAGCUGGAAGUGUCUCUGACCAACUGGUUGGGUUUGUCGGACCAGGCCACCGCUGUGGUGGCACUGGAGACUGUGGAGGAGCCGAUGCCCUUGGUCACGCCCACCAGUGCUGUGGCCACCAGCAUCCUCAACAGUGAGCCUGUGGCCUUCUCGGUGCAAACCUCCUACGUGGACACUUCCAGCUGCUCCGGCAGCAGCUCCUCGGUUCGCCCCAUCGACGUGGCCUGGGAGUAUCGAGCCACGGGCGGCACCUGGCAGGAUCUCGCCGCGGCGGGGUUGACCGACCUGGAUCGGCGUCCCGGGGCUGUACGCUUCGAUGGCUUCGUGUUCGCCCCGGGCUCCGCGCACGAGUUCCGGGUCACGGCGCAGUACCAGGGCGCGAGCAGCGCUGCUCAGCGGCAAUACGUCUUCAGCCUGACGGUGUUGCCGCCGGCGGCGCCCGUGGUGCGAGUCGUGGGACCGCACACGGUGGCAGGCGCUUGUAGCUUCAGCCUCGAUGCGUCUCAGUCCUACGAUCCCUCCCUGCCGCCCCCGAGCACGUCGGGCUUGGUCUUCGAGUGGUCCUGUGUCACCGCGAGUGGUGCCAGCUGCGGCCUGAAUUCUCCAGACUUGGCCAGUGCACAGCUGCUGGUGGCAGGAGGCCAGCUGAUCGAGGGCCUCUACAACUUCAGCGUCUUGGCCCGCCGCAGCGGUGAGACCGAGGGUGCAGUCUCUGUAUGGCCCAUCGAGAUCGCCAAUGGAGCAUUGCCACCGGUGAGCAUCACUGUGCCCUGGGCCAGUGACGAGGCAGUGUCCACUCAGACUGGUGGACACCUGGGGCCGGCGACGGCCAGCGUGCAGGGCAGCGCAGGCUGCACCGUGCCUGAGACCUGGGCAUGGACGUUUGUGCUGGUGGAAGAGACCAGCCAGUCGCCCAUCCUGGCGUUUCUGAACACAGUGGCCUCCUGGAGCAAUGGCCAACUCACGUUGAGCACCAACGACUUUCCAGGUGGCUUCCUGAUUCCAGGCCGGAGAUAUGCUUAUGCCGUGCUGCAAGCUUCCAGCCAGGAGGAGAUGGCUGCUUUGGAGAGUGGAAACCUGGAAAGCUUGAUACAGGCAGAGGCCCAAGGCGCCAAGACGGUGAAGAGUGACAUGUUCCUUGCAGAUGGCCCGCCCUCGGGUGGCCUGGUCACGGUGUCGCCGGUGGCGGGCUAUGCGGUGACGGACGCCUUCUCCGGCACCACCUUCGCGUGGUACGAUGAGCAGGUGGAGAGCCUUACCUAUGCCUUCUACCUCCUUCCAUUCACUCAGAAUACCACCAUGACUUCUGACGGGAAUGGAGGCAUCCUGUUGGGCGCCACCUUUGAAACGCCCACGGUGGAUUGGACCAACGUCACCAGCCCCUUCUACUGGUCAGCGCUGGGUGGCUCCUUCCUGCAGAAUGUCUCUGACCCGCAGGCGGCGCAGUGGGAUGUCUCCGUCGCAGUGGGCGCCUAUGUCAUGGCCGUCGUGGCGCGAGAUCAUCUAGGAGCGGUCAGUGUCUCCUAUGCUCCGGGGCCCUUGGUAGAAGCGCCUCCUGGCGGUGUGAGCCCGGAUCUGGCGUUGGCCUCGCUGGACACGGCCAUGAGCAGUGGCGACGAGAGCGUGAUCUUGGGGGCUUUGGACUCCCUCUCCUCCGUGGCGAUAGCCAGCAACGACACGGCCGAGCUCGCUGCGGCCACAGAGAAGAAAAUGGAGGCCCUGGACUCCGCAGCGAACGUGGUGGGCGCCUCCUCAGACAGCCUCAGCAAGUUCGGCGAAGUGGCCGCCAACAUGCUGUCCAGCGAGGGCAGCGGCGGCUCCGCCGCCUCGCCGGCGGUGGCCGAGCGGGCGGCGGGCGCGCUGGAUACAGUGCUGACGGCCGCUUUGGAUUCGCAAGGUGUCGACCCAGCCGCCGGGACCUCGCUGCUCAAAGCGACCAGCUCGGUGGGCAACAGCUUUGCCGACGGCGGCAGCGAUUCCAACGUGGCCAAGGGCGCUCGCGUGAGCAAAUUGCGGGUGCUGUUCUCGAAGCUGGGCAGCGCGCUGCUGCAGCAGCUGCCCGCGGGCGCGACCUCACAAAUCUCCACAGUGGAGGGUGGCAAGGGCACAGAGAUCGGGGUGGUCAAGGAGAAUGCGAAUGCGGCCAUUGCAUCUGGGGUGAGUUCGAAGAACUCCCAGGUUCCCGGCUCGGUAUUGGGCCGACGACUGCAAGAGAAUGCGUGUGACUCCGUGGCCGUGCAGAACACCAACUUUGUGGCCAGUAAUCCCUUCAACUAUCUGGACAACAGCUUGGGGAGCAACCAAUUUGUGGCCAGCAGCGCCACGGUCAGCACCCUGGAGAUCAAGAAGUGCAAUGAUUUGUUGGUGCGAUCUGACCUGGAUCCCCCCAUCGUGCUGAAUCUUCAGCUGAAUGCUCAGCCGGAGAAUCCGCCGGAGGGCUACAUCUAUGAGCCCAUGUGCGUAAGGCUGGAUGAGCAGAACACGGCACUGCAGCUUCAGACCUGGACCACGGACGGCGUGAGCCGCCUGCUGCCGGCGACCUACAAUGCCGCUUCGAUGGAGUGCUGGGCGUCGACCGGAGGCGGCAGCUAUGCAGCGGUCUAUGUGCUGGUGCCACUCUACAGUACGGUGACAAGCACCACGGUGACCUCUACGCGUAUGAUGGCGACCACCCUCCCAGUUGCAGCCCCGGCCCCUGCGGCUGAUGGCGGCAUUGUGCUUGGCACAGCGCUCGCAGGGCUGGCCAUGGCCAUCGUGUGCGUGUGCAUCGGGUGGCAGGCCUACGUGGGCAAUGUGAGCCUCAAGCCACAGGUGUCCUGCCAACGUGUCAAGGAUGCUAUGGAGGCACUCAAGAAGAAGCCGGCCAAGGUUGGCUUGGAGCCGGAGCACCCAGAGCCCCGCAAGGACGGCGCAGCCUGGGAGGAGGGGCCCAAGGUACCACCGCAGCCAAAGGUGCCGGAGGUGCGGACGAAGCGUGAUGCGGAAGAGCAUUUUUGGGACUGGGCCAAUGAGCUCGCCAAGUCCACUCUGCAGCAGCACGCAGCGAAGAUUGCCGGACAGCCCUUCAGCCUUGGGCAAACCAAGGCCUCCACGCCCACCAUCCCCCACCGGUACAGCUGGCCGAAGCCCACGGUGGAGAAGGAUGAGUACUUUCAGGCCUUUGCCGAAGAGUUGCGCGAGUCCAUCCGCUCUGGCUUGCCCGGCAUGAUCGCCGAGCUCCCCGAGGGCCAGACGGCGCCGCCGCCCCCGCCUCCCCCGAAGCGCACGUCGCUGCAGACGGCGCCGGGCGGCCUGGCGCUCAUGGCGCCCCAGCCGCCGCCGCCCAAGCGGCCGACGCCGGAGACGGCCUCGGUCAUCUCGCUCCCGCCGCGCAUGGAGAAUGCCGAGCGCAUUGACGUCCGAGUGGACCAGGCCUUCAACGAUUGGGCCCACGACUUUGCCUUGACGCCGGUCACCUUCUCGCCGAGCGCCACGGAGAAGGCGAUUGGGCAGAGUUGGUGGAGUGCGAGCCCUCAGGCCAGUCCGUCAUCACCUCCGCCGCCUCCGGGCUGGGAGGACUUUCAGCUGAGGAAUGCGGCCCUGGUCCCGGCCAAGGGCGGGCACUUGCCACUGCCGCCGGCGCCCCCGACGGUGGCGCGGCCCUUGGCAUUGUCGCCCCCAGCGCUAAAGGCUGGGCAGCUGUCCAUCGGUUUGCCCAAGCAUGUGCCACUGCAGCCGCCGCUUCCCAAAGGUGUGUCCAACCAAAGCACUUCGACCAUGAGAGGUACAUCGCCUCCUCCGAUCAAUUUGCCGGGCACCGUGCCAGGCGAGGAAGGUUCGCCCACCCCGCGGCAACCAAACCCUUAG